AUGUCGACGACGAUAGCGAUGAACCAAGUUCAGAUCCUCGCCUUCCUUCACCUCGCUGCCUUUCAGAUCCCGCAGUCCAGGCCAACGCCGCACGUUUGCAGACUAUUAUUCACCACUACCAUGGGUCUGCUAUCUGCUCUAACAACAGGGUGGUGGGGUCGCUUCGGCGAGCGAUAUGGACGGACGAAAGUCUUGGCCAUUGCAACCUUUGGCCUAUUCUGGACCGAUCUUAUCUUUGUCCUCGCAUCCUCUCCCAGUCUCCCUUUCCCUCUAUCAUGGUUCUCUUACGCUUCCACACCCAAUCGCGCAGCUCAACUCCUUCUACUCGCUCCACUCGUGGAAGGUUUGCUCGGCGGAUGGUCGACUUUGCAAUCAGCGACGUCAGCAUACAUCAGUGAUUGUACCUCCCCGGGAUCGAGGGCCCAAAUCUUUUCCAGGUUUACAGGCGUGUUUUACCUCGGAUUCAGCGCAGGCCCUGCGAUUGCUGCAUGGGUAAUCCGCCACCCAGAACUCUUCCCCUUUCCGUCGUCAUCGGACCCGGGUUCAGGUUCUGGCACGCUGGUUGACCUUGCCGGCAAAACCGCUCAACAGAGGCAGAAAGUCACUGCUGUUUUCUGUAUCGCCGUAAUCUGCUCUUUCAUCAACUUCCUCCUCGUCCUCUUCGUCUUUCCCGAGUCGCUCUCGAGGGAAAGGAGAGAGCAAGCAACACGGGCUCAUGACAAUCAACAUACGUCAUCGACCUGCAGCACCAACUCCUCUGGAUACAAGGGGAAGGGUAAAGAGAAGACCCUCGACCUUCCUGUAACUGGUGUCGAAGACGUCGAGGGUGUCGGUAUUGGCGCUAUCGUCGAUCCCGAUGAAAUUUUGUCCCCCAUUUCUGCCCAAUCGUCCGGCGCACUAUCAAGACGAGCUUCGUUCAACGCCACCGAAGGCAAGGGAUCGACCGACCGUACACCAAGUGUCGGGUUGGCUUCUGACUUGGCCAGGGAGAGCAUCGUGAUUCGGUUCCUACGACCGCUCGCUAUCUUCCUUCCCGUUUACGUGGACAUGCCUACCCGCAAUGGCUUGACUGUCAAGAGGCGGAAGGAUUACAGUUUGACUUUGUUGGCAGCUGGUUUAUUUGCUUGGAUGUUGAGCACUGGUGUUUACCAAAUCAAGUAUCUGUAUGCCGGGCAUACGUACCGAUGGGGAGCUGAACAGCUUAGCUACUACAUCUCCUUCAUGGGAGGAGCGCGAGCUACCUUCCUUCUUGUAUUGCUACCUUUCCUCAUCGCCACCUUCAGGUCGAAGCGCAAACCUGAGUCGCAAACUACAGCCUCCGGUUCCAGUAACGGUAAAGGGAAGGCUCGAGCAGAGCACCCUCACCACGUUGAAGACGGGGAUGUUGAAGCCAACGAUGGUGCCAAGGCGAGCAAGAAGCCUCCACCAACACGGCUUCAACUCGGCAAAGACAUUCGCUUCGACCUCCGUCUCACCAGGUGCUCCCUUCUCAUUGAUAUUAUUGGAAACAUGCUCGUGGCCAUCGCACCUUCCCCGACCAUGUCCGCAAACGCCCUCUUUUCUAGCACAAGCCAUAAACACAGGGGUCACCCUUCUUGGUCGAUGACCCGGGAUCAAAGUCAGGCUCUCUUCAUCCUCGCCAGCGGCUGCAACUCCUUUGCUAGUGGAAUGGUUCCUGCCGUUCACAGCUUGGCCUUGUGCAUUGUCCAGGCUAGAACCUUGGAACCCGACUUUGGAAUUGAAAGUCACAGCUCUGAAGGCCAGCGAGGAGAAUCCGCUGCCCCCACUGCCGCCCCUGUCGACACUGGAACCCUUUUUGGCGCAUUCGCCGUUCUUCAAGCCGUGGGCCAAAUGAUCCUCGGCCCCAUGCUGUUCGGUAUCGUGUACAGCCAAACGGUUGCUUCUCACCCCAAAAUUAUUUUCGUGGUUGCCACUAGCCUGUUGGUCUUCGCCCUCGUCCUAAUUUCGAUCGUCAAAAACCCCGUCGGUGAAGUUAGGUUGGCGAGGAAGGACAAGAAGUUCAGGAGGCGGAUGGAAGCUGGAUACGGGGCGUUGGCUAUCCCUUACUCUGGUCCCAAUGGAUCUGGCGCACGCUAUAUUGGUGGGGGAAUUCGCAAAGCUAAAGGAAAGAAUUGGGAGAGGGAUAUCGAGAGGAGGGGGAGGCCAAGGCAGAGCAAAGAUUUACGGGGUGGUGCCAUCGGUUGGUAUUGCCAUCCGGAGGGGAAGGAUAGGAAUGGCGGAGGCAACCAGCAUCUUAUAGCGCAAUCCGCUUAG
This is a messenger RNA of Coprinopsis cinerea okayama7#130, 2274 nucleotides long. RefSeq lists its product as hypothetical. Bases 1 to 2274 code for a protein of 757 amino acids. The record is from RefSeq and is a predicted model, not a curated record. Gene Ontology annotation, cellular component: membrane. Gene Ontology annotation, biological process: transmembrane transport. Gene Ontology annotation, molecular function: transmembrane transporter activity. The transcript is spliced from 3 exons. Lineage: Eukaryota; Fungi; Basidiomycota; Agaricomycetes; Agaricales; Psathyrellaceae.